Melanaphis sacchari is the source of this 417-nucleotide messenger RNA. RefSeq lists its product as uncharacterized. Bases 1 to 417 code for a protein of 138 amino acids. Lineage: Eukaryota; Metazoa; Arthropoda; Insecta; Hemiptera; Aphididae. The record is from RefSeq and is a predicted model, not a curated record. The transcript has 2 exons.
AUGUUUGGGUGGAAUAUUGUUAACUUCACCGAAGACAAUACAGUCUCAGUUGUACCUGAUAUAUGGUUAAAAAAAAAUAUUUGUGCCUGGCCAAAAGAUCAGAAAAACUCUCAAAAAAUAAUCGAAAGUCGAGUAAAGCCUAACAAGAAUGAUUUUUAUUUUUACAACAUUCGAAAAAUGUCAGGAAAAACAUAUACUUCGUUAGAUAAGGCUAAAUCGAAAUUGCCCAAAGCAAUGAUAAAAUCAGAUUUGUCAUCUACCGAAGAUGAAAAUUUUAAUGGUGUACCAAAAUAUGAUUUGAAACGCAGUGCAUCUCCCAAAAACAAGUUAUCUAAAAAAGUGAAACUUCACUCAGAAUUUCAGCAUGAAAGUUCUUCAAGUUGCCCACCACAGUAUAACCCUGUAAAAGGUACUUAA